Messenger RNA from Bipolaris sorokiniana ND90Pr, 1237 nucleotides. RefSeq lists its product as uncharacterized. The record is from RefSeq and is a predicted model, not a curated record. NCBI's taxonomy places the organism in Eukaryota, Fungi, Ascomycota, Dothideomycetes, Pleosporales, Pleosporaceae. The transcript has 2 exons. The coding region runs from base 270 to 959 and encodes 229 amino acids.
UCGGCUCGAUGUGCACGCCACACCCUGUAACGGGAAAGAAUGCACGGCAUGACGGGAAGCAAGUACGCCCGUUCCUUGGGUCUAAUAAAUAAGGAACGACGCGCCUGUACUUCUUAGACCGCCUGGCGCAUGCAAUCGGCUUCAUUCUACCAAACCACGCCCCCUCGUUAAUACCAUUCAUCUUGCUCCCUCUUUCUCUUCUCUCUGUUCCUCUGUUCCUCUCCUGAACUUUCAACACCUCUACACAGACUCACCGGUUAACGUUCAAAAUGCUCUCCAACACUGUCCUCGCGCUCUCUCUUCUUCCUCUCACUCUCGCUCACUUCAACCUCAACUUCCCUCCAUCGCGUGGCUUCAACGAGGAAAAUGAGGGUAACUUCCCCUGCGGAGGUUACGACCAGGUCUCAGAUAAACGCACCGAUUUCCCUGUCAGUGGCGGUCCUAUCCAAUUGGUCCUAGGCCACCCACAGACAAAUGUCGCCGUAUACAUGGCGAUUGGUGACAACCCUGGGAGCGGAUUCAGCGUUGUCCUGAAGCAACAGUUUAUGGUUGAGGGUCUGGGUAACUUCUGCUUGAGCUCUGUUAGCAUUCCGAAAGACCUAAACGUGACUGCUGGCACGAAAGCAUCCAUCCAAGUUGUUACCAAUGCGCACAGCUCUGGCGGCCUGUUCCAGUGCACUGACGUUACUCUUGUCGAGAAGCAGCUUUCACAGUCGGAAUUUCAGGAUAGCUGCAAGAACAACACGGGCGUAAAGGUAGCUCAAGAGAAUAUUUCUGGUAACCCCAACUCAACGGCUACGAGUACGGGUGGCUCGGAUAACGACGACGACAAGCCCACAGCGUCUGGUAGCGGUAGCGGUAGUGUAACGUCGCCCACAGCGGCUAGCGCAGCGACACAUGCCCAGGCCAUUUCAUGGGUGUUGGGUGCUAUAGGUCUUGCUGGAAUUGCUAUGCUUUGAGCAAUGUCUUCGGGUUGAUGGCGUUGAUACCAAAUUGAAAAAGCUGUUUGCAUAGUGUGUUAAUGUAUAUGCAGUCUAACACUGCGUUUUCUUUCCAGGAUUUCUGUUUACCAACGUGCAUAAAUCGGCUGCUUUGCCAAAAAAAAAGAGCUGUCUGGGCGAGUCUGAGCAUGGCUAUCAGCCCGAUAUGAUGAAGCAUCAAUCAGUCCAAAGUUGCCUGCCCGGGACAGACAGUGUUGAGAAAGUUUUCAAUAGAGCGAGCAAAGAAAAAAAGCGAC